Messenger RNA from Thunnus maccoyii (southern bluefin tuna), 4329 nucleotides. It is a transcript of the gene il6r, whose product is annotated as interleukin 6 receptor. The transcript has 10 exons. Gene Ontology annotation, molecular function: protein binding; cytokine receptor activity. The coding region runs from base 166 to 1965 and encodes 599 amino acids. Gene Ontology annotation, cellular component: external side of plasma membrane; membrane. The record is from RefSeq and is a predicted model, not a curated record. Lineage: Eukaryota; Metazoa; Chordata; Actinopteri; Scombriformes; Scombridae. Gene Ontology annotation, biological process: cytokine-mediated signaling pathway.
ACUCUUUAACAAGCCUGUCUGAAGUGGAGGGCUGUCACUUGUUAGACAGACUUUCAUGUAGAAAGUUUGUUUUAAGUCACAGCAACUUCCAGCUGUCACCGUGUGACAAGUGUGACGAUCAUUGAUUACUGUCAUGACUGGUUAAAGGCAGAUUCACUCGCAAACAUGCGGAUUUUCCUCCCUUUGCUGUGUAUUCUGUGCGCCACACCGGUGCACAACUUUCUCGACGGAACCUGCCUCAGAAAAGAACCUCCCCCUGGUGUGUUGGUUUUAUCCUCUGGCAGUAAGUUGGAAUUGACCUGCAGCGGUCUUGUGAAGGUGAAUGGAGUAAAGGUCAGCAUUACCAGAAAAAGCUCAAACAUCAACAGGAGAUCUUCUGAUGCAACUCCUGUUACUGCAAACAUUAUAACCAACACCACGGUUUCAGUGAAAAGUGAUGCAAGUGUAAAUACAGGAUACCACACUCAUCCUGCUGAGGCAGUAGUCAACACUGUGACAGGAGAAAACAGACGCAUUGGAUAUACAGAUACAGGAUACACAGCCUAUCCCACGUCUCAACCAGUCCAGCCUACCAGUGUGAGCAGAGUGCUGAGGGGUGAAUCCCACAGGGAGGCUGAAGACAUGGACGACGAAGGUGAUUAUGAGGAAGAGGAAGAGGAAGGGGAGGAAGGGAGCAGGGUGACAAGGGGUAUAAAAUCCAGGCCUCAGUGGAAGUGGAACGGGAGGACGGUGGGGAAAGGAGACAGAGACUGGGGAGAAGUCACGUUUGAGAGGACAGGGGCCACACUCUCUAUGGCCUCAGUAAGACCGAAAGACUCAGGGAAUUACACGUGUCAUCACAGAGGCAGAGACAGGUUCUCCUUGAAAGUAGCCGUUGCAGAUCCUCCUGAGACUCCCAGUCUGUCCUGCUACAAAAAGUCACCCAGUAGUAAGAUUCGCUGUGAUUGGACACCUCAGAUGCCUGUUACUAAACGUCUUAACUGUCACCUCUUACUCAGAAAAGGCCCAUCAGAGACAUUCCUUCCUUUGCAGUGUUCAUACUCAUCUCGUUGUUGGUGUGCUCUUGACCACAAUGAGGACGAGCUGAGAACCCUUCAUAUGGCCUACUUGUGUGUUACAAACAUUGCAGGCAACGCCACCAGCACUGUCCUGACCUUUACACCUCUGGACAUUUUAAAGCCGGACCCUCCAUCACGUGUGUCUGUCCGACAGGAGGAGGGAGAGGAGAAGAGGAUGACGGUCACCUGGAGUCUCCCGACGUCCUGGAAGCGUCAAGACACAUAUUAUGAAUUAAUUUAUGAGCUAAAAUACCAACCCUACACGUCCUCAUUUUCUCAUGAACAGAUACAGAUGAUCAAGGGCGAACACUCCUACACAACCUCCUAUACUAUCACCGAUGCAAUGCCCGGUGUUAAGUACCUGAUACAGCUCAGAACGAAGGAUGAAUAUGACGGUCAGUGGAGUGACUGGAGUACACCCGUCUAUGCCAGCAGUUGGACGGCUCCAGUCGAGUUGUCAAAUGAUCUGACUACUACAAUGCAGUUACCAGAGGAAGCAGAGGAAGGCUCUGGUACCAAUGACAUUCCCACUUCUGAUGAAUCAGUGCGUAGUGGUGAAGAUGACCCAGUGAAGAUGCAUCACGUCCUGUGGAUCUCUGGUUCAUUUGUUCUCUUGUCAGUCAUUUUGGCUGUCUACGUGUUCAGACACAAGGAAAGAUUUAUGUCGAAACUCCACAGGCUGAAUAUCAUCACCCAAUGUGGGGACUCAUCUCAGCCUCAGCCCUCCGCCCCAACAUCUCCAGAGGGGCAGGCUCUGAUGACCUUUGCCCCUCCGCAUUACAGAGAACCCAGAGUGAGCGAAGGUAAAGAAGGGGAAGAAGAAAAUGAGGAAGAACAUAGGGUGAAUGGGAGGAUAGAAGCCAUGCACUUCAACAACUCAAGUUAUUUCUUGGUCCAGAGGGAGUGACAGUCAUGCAGGAAACAGCAGGGGUUAAAAGCUAACAAGAACAUUUGAACUAUAAACAAUCUUUGUAUCUCUGGAUUGUUGACAAAAGGAUAAUGGACUUAAAAUUGUUAUGAUUGUCCUAUGAUUCUCAGUUUGAAUCAAACUCAGGAACAGCUUGAAUAUUUUCUGUCUCUAUCUCUAUUUCAUGCCUAAAAUACCUCUAAAAUGACUUUUUUUGUUGUUGUGUUGUCAACCAAGCAGCCUUUAAGCUACUCUAUUCUAUAUCUGUGCUAUUUUAUUUUAUGUUUUUUAUUUUAUUUUAUUUAGAUUUCUCAGUAUAUACAAUAUUCACUUCCAACAUCAACCAAAGAAAGACUAAUAAUCUUAACGGCAAAGAAAACAAGACAGGAAGACAAAACGAAACAUAAUAAAACAACAAAAAACAAAACAUAACAUAACUUUUACUCCACAAAUCAAACAAACAAGCUCAACAUCAGUAUCUUCAUAUCUGAUCAACUUAAAUGAUAUAUGUUAAAUAUAAAUAAACAUACACAUACAUCAUAUAUAACUUGAAUACCAUUCUACUACAAAAAACAAAACAAAACAAACAAAAAGCAAAGAACCUCAAACCAGGUUUCAGUAUAAAGGCCACAUUUUUUAUGGACCUAAUGCUUGUAAUACUUCUUCCUAUAUGAUUUCUAAUUGAGUUAAUUUGUACUUGUUGGUGGCUAUCGUCUUUUCCAUACUCAAAUAAUAACACAUUUCUUUUUUCCAGUGUAGUAGUGUAGGAGGGUAUGUGGAUUUCCACUAUUUAAGUAUCAGCUUCUUUAAUAUGAUUGAUGAAAAAAGAAUAAUCUAACUCCACUUAUACCUCACUGUAUCUUGUAACAAAUCUUGAAAUAUAUAAAUUUAUGGAUUAAAAUUAAAUUUUACCCCAAUACCUCUGAUAACCAAUAUUCUAUAUCAAACCUAAUCUUCUGAAUUUUGCUACAGUCCCAAAAGGUGUGGAUCGAUGAAUCUGUAAUUCCACAUUUAAAACAGUUCCUCGAUAUAUUUCUAUUAUAUUUAUUGACUUGAACUCUUGUAGUAGGUUCUCUACAUUAUUUGAUAUUGGAUUAAAAGCAAGUUUUCAUUAGCCAUAAUACCUCUUGUUGAAUUCCAACAUCCCCUCAAUAUUAAAUUAAUAUAAUUUCUCUUUAAAUCUUGGACCCACAAAUAUAUUCUAAAGUGCAACAAAGUUUCUACAGAAUAUGAUUUCUGCAGGAUUCUGUAAACUUUACCUGUUGAUUUAUUAUCUGUUGUGAACCAAAUAUAAUUUCCUCUAAAUUUCUCCGCUGUCCAAAUGAAUGGAAGUCAAAACUUUUGAGUUGCAUAUACCUGAAAAAUUCUUCAUUAGACAAACCAAAUUUAUUCUGCGGAUCAUUCCAAGAAAUAAAUUUGUUUUUCAUUCAUUAAAUCAUUAACAGCUUCCAUACCUCUGUCCCUCCAUGUAGACCAGCUUAAUAAUGAAUUUUGAAGUAUUUUUUGGAACUGAUAUCAACUCACUCAAAAUACUCUUCAAUUUUCUCCAUGUUGCUGCCAAGUUUCUUACUAUAAAAUUGAGAACUGAUGUUUUUAUCCUUUGAAAAUAUAUACAAGAAAAGGUUUUGAGGAUAGAUUUGUGCAUUUUCAACAUGAUUCCAUUGAUCCUCUAUUGUAUUUUUGGCUCUAUGGCUUACUGUAGGUAAAAUGCUUGAGUCGAAAGGUCAUUCUAAUUCAAUCCAAUUUUAAAUCUGGGAGAUUAAAUCCCCCUUCCAUCUUUGGAAGAUGUAAAACCUUCCUUUUAAUUCUAUGAUUUUUCUUCCCCCAUAUAAAGUCUGUAAUAAUAUAAUAUGUUUUUUAAAAGAAUAUUUUAGAUUGGGUCAUUGGUACCGUCGAAAAUAGAAAUUAAAAUUUUGGAAGCCACAUCAUGUUAAAUAGAUUGAUUCUUCCUGUCUGUGCCAUUUUAAAGUGUGUUGAUAAACUGUAGAGGUCUAGAUGUAGGCCUGAUUAUGGGUCUGUGUUUAGAAUAACACCUAAUUUUCUGGUUGUAUAUAGUUUUGCUGAGGUUUAUUAAACAGAUCACACAAAUCCAAGGUUACUGUGGUUUUUUCAUUUAAAAUGAGUUUUGGACCAUGCUCAAAUUAACAAUAUUAACAAUGUUAAAGACUAUUGUUAAAGAGAGUGUCUGUGUAUUAUUGUAUAAGAAUCAAAUCACUAGUCUAUCUUAAAAAGCACAGAAACAUGCCACAUGGUACCACAGCUACUACUGUGAUUCACUGUUCUUGCAAUAUGAACAAAAAAAGUUGUAGGGUGAAUUAGAGUAAGAGAUUUUUUUCAAUUAGUACUUCAUCAAUAUAUUUUGAU